This is a messenger RNA of Acanthosepion pharaonis, 807 nucleotides long. The record is from the annotation of a GenBank genome assembly. NCBI's taxonomy places the organism in Eukaryota, Metazoa, Mollusca, Cephalopoda, Sepiida, Sepiidae.
AUGAUAGACACCCAAAGACGUGUACAAUCACCAAAGCAUUUUUUUUUCCUUUUCUUCUUCACUUAUCCUCUUUUCCUGCUCCCCUUUCUCUUCCCUAAUUCCCCCCUUUUUUUUCUGUUUUUUUCCAUUUCUUCAUACUUAUCACUUUUCCUGCUCCCCUUUCUCUUCUGUUUUUUUUUCCUUUUCUUCUUCACACUUAUCCUCUUUCCCUGGCUCCCCUUUUUUUUUUUUUUUUUUUUUCUUCAUACUUAUCACUUUUCCUGCUCCCCUUUCUCUUCUGUUUUUUUUUUUUCCUUUUCUUCUUCACACUUAUCCUCUUUCCCUGGCUCCCCCUUUUUUUUUCUUUUUCUCUUUUUUUCUUCAUACUUAUCACUUUUCCUGCUCCCCUUUCUCUUCUGUUUUUUUUUUUUCUUCUUCACACUUAUCCUCUUUCCCUGGCUCCCCCUUUUUUUUUCUUUUUCUCUUUUUUUCUUCAUACUUAUCACUUUUCCUGCUCCCCUUUCUCUUCUGUUUUUUUUUUUUCCUUUUCUUCUUCACACUUAUCCUCUUUCCCUGGCUCCCCCUUUUUUUUUCUUUUUCUCUUUUUUUCUUCAUACUUACCACUUUUCCUGCUCCAUUUUCUUCACCCUGACUCCCCUUUCUCUUUUUCUGUUUUUUUCUCCUUUUCUUCAUACUUAUCACUUUUCCUGCUCCCCUUUUUCUUACUUGACUCCCCUUUUUUCCUGUUUUUUUCCUUCUUCAUACUUAUCACUUUUCCUGUUCUCCUUUAUCUUGUUUUUUCCUUUUCUUCUUAUCCUCUUGCCCUGA